GGGAGGAACGCGGGGCACCGUCAUUUCAACACGAGGACCCAACACCACAGGAUGGUUGGAAAAAAUGAUUCUGGCGACACCCAUCUUCUGAUCGAAUGAAUGUGCAUCCGAAGGGUAGGCAGUAAUUCUGCGAUGAGUUAAUCAGUUGCAGACAUAUUGCGUGUCAGCGUUCACGGGGUAGGCACCUGGUUGCGAAAUUCGUGCCGCCGUUUUGGCUAUGCGCAAGGUUCGGAGAUAAACCGGCGUUGGGCUUUCGCAGGAGCGCGCAGCUGCUAUUUGAACCCUGGCAUGUUCACUCUUGCAAGCCAUUCGCUCGCGUCGCGGCCGCAAACUAUAAUCUCUUCCGCAAGCUGGAUGGGUAGGCUUCGCGAGAGAGAUGGGCCCCCACCAGAAGAAGGACUCACAUUUUCUCGUGGGCGUUUGGUUGGCGGCAGUUCCAUUGUCGCAUUGACGUGCGGGCGGCAGCGCCAUCGGAGGCGAUGCUUUUGCAAGGUUAUUCGCCCCAGGAUCUCUUCCCGCAAUAAUUGUUUUCAGCGGGUGCACAGAGAUAAUUGGGAAUCGAGUUCGGUCUUACAUGCAUUGCCAGAUGGCUCCUCGGCUGACGUGGGCAGCAAAUUUGAAAGUGAGCCUUUGAUGUGGUUCUCGCCAGAUGGUGAACGAAAAAUCGGCAGCGGCGAUACGCAGGUAUUACCAUUCAUUUCCUCCACCGAUGUUUAUCUUCCUGGAACCGCCGUGAACUUGUCCAUUGCAGCCUCACAGGAGUGCUGUCUCUAUGAAGAUAUGUUGCUUGGUGGAGGCCGUCUUGUUGUGACUUCAUUGCAAGACAGGGCGCAACAGCGCACAGCGCUUUAUGGGACACUCCUUUUUCUGGAAGAUUUGCGUGAUGUGCAAGCGGCCUCUGGUGGAGAGGUGACGUAUGUGGCAGAGCACCGAGCUAUAGGGCGGGUGAAGUUGAUUGACAUGAUCUCUGGACGUGGGGAUGGACGGCGCGCAUAUCAACGUGUAGAGGUUGAGGUCGUGUUAGACGCUGACACCGGUACAGACGUCUCAGACAACCGGGAUGCUGUGAUGGUUGAACUGCAAGAGUUAGCAAGGCUUCAGGGCAACUCGGGUGGAGCAAUGCCCGGAGACGUUUCGGCGGCAGAGCUGAUAUCGACUUUGCUUCCUGUGACGCUUGAUCCCUGCUUGCAGGCGGUGCAAGGACUCUGGCGCGCCAACGCUGGCGUAAGGAUACGCAUCCACGGUGCAGACGCGGUCGGUGUAGGAAAGUUAGAAGUGGAUGGGAAGGAUCUCGUGCUGCAGCUAACAAGUGGCCGCAGUGCGGGUGAAUUUCGUGGGCGUUCAGAUUCGGACGACCAGUCUGGCAACACAGCAGAGGUCUUGCAAUGGAGCGAUGGAGAUGUUUGGGUGCGGUUAGCUCGACCUCCACCGUACACGUUCGACUGCUUCGGCGAGAACGGGGCCUUCUGGGAUGCAGUGUUCCGCUGGAGUCGAAGAGGCUCGUGGCGUACCGAGGUGCGCAGGGGCGAGGCGAGAUUGCGAUCCGCGGAGGGGAUUCGUGAAGGGCUGACACGGCAGAACGACGUCGGGGCGCCAGACUUCGAAGCUGCGGAGGCAGAGUGGCUUAGCGCGGCACGUGGUGCAGAUGCAGAUGCAGAGGAGAUGUUGUGGGAGGAGGUGCUGGAGCCCUGCCAGCGCAUCCUGCAGGCUCCGACGCACGCCGCCUGCCUGCGGGCGUUUCGCGGUGCCAUAGCGGUCGAGGCUCGGGGCAGCCAACGUCGAAGAGGGAGAAAAGGAGGCUGAAUCUCGGUGCCGUCCCGAUUUCAGCUGCCUGAGAGAGGCAGCGCGCCUGCGCGUGCGGCUCGCGGUGGGUCGCUGAGGGCGCCCUGCGGUCCAUGUGGGGCGUCCAGAAUGGCCCGCCUGCCCGCUGUGUAGAGACUGGACCAAGGCUACGGCCCCAUCGCUGUCGCCUUAGUGGUGCGCGCCCGCGUGCUAAAAUAGCAAAGAGAG
This is a messenger RNA of Prorocentrum cordatum, 2010 nucleotides long. The record is from the annotation of a GenBank genome assembly. Lineage: Eukaryota; Dinophyceae; Prorocentrales; Prorocentraceae.